UGAACCAGGAUUCACAAUAUAAUGCAAAACUCAAUCAAUUAAACCAACCAUCUCAUUUAGCUUUAUUUGUUUUCAGAGAAUAUUAUAUAUAUGCGUCUUGUUUUAUAUUUUUUGGUAAAGAUAUAUACUUUUCAAAAGAAAUUAUUACAUUUUAAACAGCGUUUCGUUUUAUUCCCAUAAAGGUCAAUGCAACUUUUACCGCCAAAUUUCAAAAGAGAAUCGAAACAAAUGGCAAGUGCGUUUGGUCAACGUUUUAAAUGGCUAAAACUUUGCCCCAAAGCGGAGAACCACUUCUGAUUUCUGAAAUAUUUGAUCGUUUGGCAACGGAUGCUGCGUCACUUGAAGGAAAAUCCAUUCGAGUCACUGGGAGACUUCAAACUCACAACGUUCACGACUCCACUGUGAUGGUGACGGAUCCCAAGUCGACAAAGAGCCUCAUUGUGGACACUUCACUAAUCGAGCCGUUUUGUGCCAAGCUUGGAUCGCUGUUUCAGUUCAUCGGAGAAGUCGACUGUCUGUCGGAGGACUGCGAUAUGAAGCUGACGGCUCGAGUCGUGCGCUGUGUUGACGGGUUGGACUUGGUGAUGUACGAGAAAGCACUGGCUGUACAGAGACAGUAUUUGGAACAGAGAAGCUGAGGAGAUUUUAAGUUGUGAUUUUGAUAUGAGUGUUUUAAAGUCAGGUCACAGGUUUUAACGUGCACAUUCAGAACAAGCUGUACAUUGUAGUACGUGACUGUCGUGGGCGCAGGUGUCAUCUUUCGCCAGGACAGAAAAGGGUUUGUGGAUUCCUUCGUGCUGGUAUGUGCAAGGGAGCACAAGCAUCCCAACCCGGGUCGGUAGCGGGCGAGGGUUGGUUUUGGUGCUAUUGAAUUUGCAAAUGUCCUGUAGGAUUAAAGCCAAAUAGAAAUUGUUGUGUAAUUUCAUUAAGGUAAUUUUGACGCAUGAUUCAGAACAGUUCGUUGAAAUUGAAAAUGGAGCUAAUUGGUUGAUUUGACUUCGUUGAUUGAAAGGUAGCUCCUUGCUGUUUUAAAGUCACAGACCUGAGUUUUUAAACACUACCGCGGUCGUCACCACGAGCAAUAUUAUUAUCAAGGCAAGCUGUAGAUCACUCUCCUGAAAUGGUGCCAGGUGAGCUGUAGAUCACUCUCCUGAAAUGGUGCCAGGUGAGCUGUAGAUCACUCUCCUGUAAUGGUGUUAGGCGAGCAAUCACAUGUUCAGAGUUUCAAAUUAACUGCAUAAAACAUUUUAUUGUAAGGUGCUUAACUUAACACACGCCUUCGGAUUUCACGUAAACGAUUGUUACGUGUCUGUAAAAUCACGGAACGGAAAUUUCGUUUCCCAUGAUUAUGAUAUGGAAUAAGACUAUUCAAUGAAAAUAAUUUAAACAGUGUCUGAUGGAUUCCCAUGCAGUGGUGUAGCGAUGUAGGGGAGAGGGGCAAUUUUGUUUUAAUUGUAUUAAAUUUUAUAAAAUCAUACAUACAUAGUGUGGAUUGCCCCCCCCCCCCCCCAAAUAUGGAUCCCCCCACCAAUAUAAAAUCCUGUGUUCCCAUGAUCACAAGGCACGGGACCAAAAAAAAAGUGUUUCCCAUGAAACUUGAAAUCCUAUGGCCUGUAACACUGUCCUAAAACUUUCCAGGCAAGUGUGGAGAAGAGGGGGAGUGCUACCACACAUGUUUUACUGUUAGACCCAUUCUUGAUUUAAAUGAAAUUGGACAUUAUUUACAUUUCAGUGUUUAGAUUAAUAAUUCCUGACACUCGUUCUACUGCAGAUGGUUUUUCUGACACAAGUCUUGAGAAAAUCCAUCGUCAGAGCUUGCUAAAGCUCGUUCCGCUAAAGCUCGCUCCAAGGAUUGAUUUUCUUGAGACGAGUGUCAGAAAAACACACCUACAAGAGCACGAGUGCCAGAAAUAUUUUCUAGUUCAAUUAGUCUUAUAAUUAUUAUAAAAUUCACUGCAUUUUACUUUGUUUUGUACCAUGACGUUGUGACCCUGCUCACUUCUGAUAGACAUAUAUUACAUCGCUAGAAGGAAUGCAUGCAGUUUUAAUAUUACGUGACAUCACAUGCUAUCUUUGUUUAUGGAAUGACGUAAUAAACAGGUAGCAACAGC
Molecule: messenger RNA, 2111 nt
Organism: Gigantopelta aegis
Lineage: Eukaryota; Metazoa; Mollusca; Gastropoda; Neomphalida; Peltospiridae
Product: CST complex subunit TEN1-like
Exons: 2
Coding region: 258-638 (126 amino acids)
Biological process (GO): negative regulation of telomere maintenance via telomerase
Cellular component (GO): CST complex
Molecular function (GO): telomerase inhibitor activity; single-stranded DNA binding; telomeric repeat DNA binding
Source: RefSeq, a predicted model, not a curated record